UGAAAACCUCCUGGAACUGCACGUUUGUGUUUUAUUCUCUCCAUCCCUUUGUGUGGAUCAAGAGGUUUUAUCUCUACCUCUGAGCUCUGCUUUAAAAGGAAAUUGCAAGACUAAAUCUGCCCGUCAGGUUCUGAUGAGCCUCUGAUUAAAAGAUAAAGACGAGGGACGGCACCUGGACCAAUCAAAGAAGAACUUGCAGAGGGAAAUUUAUGCGAGCUUUGAUUUUGUUUGUUUGGACUUUUUUUUUUUUUUUUAAGAUUCAAAGCUUUGUACUGCCUGCGUUAGUUGUAUGUACCUGAGGUCGGCAGGGAUUGCAUAUUUGAUUCUCACGCCAGCUGAGACGGAGAUGCUGUUUUGUAGUGCUUGGAUUUGGACGUCUUUUUGAGAGGAUUUUGCUUUCACCUGAUCAGCAGUCCUUCACUGUUAGAAAUCCAUUCUGAUCUGCCUUCCAAACCCUUUUUUUUUUUUCUUCUUCUACUGAACAUUGUUGAGCUCAGUCACUUCGGCGACUGGGCAGUGAUUUCCAACGGAGGCACUCUGCGUGCGUGCGUGUGUGUGUGUGUGUGUGUCUGUGUGUGGCCGGAAUCGGACCAGUCAGCUCCCACAGACUGAUCCGUCUUCAACCUUCCGGGAGUUUGUCUCAACUGACUUGAGAGUUUAAAUAUAUCGUCUUCUACUGUGCCGGCCGCCCAGCAGCCGCGAUGCAGGUGUCAUUAGUGUGCACGGACCACCGCGGGGGGGUGAGCCGCACCACGGAGGACCGGCUAAACCGACAGAACGCCAACAGCCCCAACACCGGCACCCGCAGCAAGUUCAGGGCAGUGGCGAUGGUGGCUCGAAGUCUCGGACAACUCUCUGUGCAGAGUGUGCCGACCUCCAGCGAGCAGAGCAUGAGGACUGGCAUGAAGUAUAGAAACCUUGGGAAGUCAGGCCUGCGGGUGUCCUGCCUUGGAUUGGGAACAUGGGUGACGUUCGGUGGACAGAUAACGGACGAGACGGCAGAGCAGCUCAUGACUCUGGCCUAUGAAAAUGGCAUAAAUCUGUUUGAUACAGCGGAAGUCUACGCUGCUGGAAAGGCGGAGGUGGUGCUGGGGAACAUCAUAAAGAAGAAAGGAUGGAGACGUUCAACUCUGGUGAUAACAACAAAGAUCUUCUGGGGUGGAAAAGCGGAGACUGAAAGAGGUUUAUCCCGAAAACACAUUAUAGAAGGUUUAAAAGCUUCUCUAGAAAGACUGCAGUUAGACUACGUGGAUGUGGUUUUUGCGAACAGACCAGACCCAAAUACGCCCAUGGAAGAAACGGUUCGAGCAAUGACCCAUGUGAUAAACCAAGGCAUGGCCAUGUACUGGGGGACAUCUCGCUGGAGCCCGAUGGAGAUAAUGGAAGCAUACUCGGUGGCGAGGCAAUUCAACCAGAUUCCUCCCAUCUGCGAGCAGGCCGAGUACCACAUGUUCCAGCGAGAGAAGGUGGAGGUGCAGCUACCGGAGCUCUUCCAUAAGAUCGGUGUGGGGGCCAUGACGUGGUCCCCACUGGCCUGCGGUAUCAUCUCAGGGAAAUACGACGGCAGGGUGCCUCCCUACUCCCGGGCCUCUCUGAAGGGUUACCAGUGGUUGAAGGACAAGAUCUUGAGCGAGGAGGGCCGGCGUCAGCAGGCGAAGUUGAAAGAGCUGCAGGCGAUCGCGGAGCGGCUGGGCUGCACGCUGCCCCAACUCGCCAUCGCGUGGUGCCUACGGAACGAGGGCGUGAGCUCAGUCCUCUUAGGGGCGUCCAACACCGACCAGUUGAUGGAGAACAUAGGAGCGAUACAGGUUCUUCCAAAGUUGUCAUCGUCCAUCACACACGAGGUGGACAGCAUCCUGGGGAACAAGCCGUACAGUAAAAAAGACUACCGCUCCUAACGCGCGGCAGGCCUGCGCCCGGCCUGCAGCCUGCGGCGCCCCACCUUUGCCUGAUCCUCUGUUUGCCUGAGCUUUUACUGAGUGAGACCCUGGUGCAUGAGUCCGGCCACACCAAGGGCACCCAGGGCACCUCAUUUAGUUACAGGGGUAAGAUAAGGAAAGGUGUGUGGUGAGUGGGGGGGAACAAAACGUGGAAGAAAGGUUAUGGAUAUGCGCUCAUACUUAAAUAAGUUAUACAUUCAAUUCAGCUGAACGUAUUUUAAAACCAUAGAGAAAAAUACCUUUAAAAAAAAAAGGCACAUGCUUGCUCGGCAGCCAGAUUUUAUUUAUUUUUUGCCUUUUUUUUCUAAAACUAAAAGGAAGAUUAAGUUCAUACUGUAUGUAUGAGAACUACUCCGCUCUCAUAUCGUCGGGGUCAUUCUGCACACAUUCGUUCCUUGGAUGUUCCGUUUACAAAACACUUGUGUACUGUAAGAGUCCGUCGAGGUUUCUCUGUAAAACCUAUUGUUUUAUGUUGUGGACAUUGCCGGUGUACGAGCCUCGUCGUGGGCUUCAACAAUCAGCACUUUAGUAUCGUCAGUGUGCCGUCGGUAGUUUAAAGAGGGGGGAGGAUGGCGAACCCAGUAGUCUAAUCUCACAGCCAUUGCACUAUAGAAUCAGACUCCUCCUCAUCCCGCGUGUGUCCAGCUCGAUGCUCCACAACGCCAGCUGUCUGAGUGUGUUGGUGGCAGCCAAGAUGACGAGGAGGGGGCUCUCCGCCCCCCUGCCCUGGGAACAGUCCGCGGGACGACGCGCCGGGGCAAAUCGUCCACCACCGAAGAGAUUAACCAUUCCUUUGUCCCCGACGGUGGGAACUGCAGUCGCGUCAAAUCAAACGCAGCAUCGGACGUCACUGACCUCUGAUCCCCCCCUUUCAGACCCGAGGGUCCGUAUCGUGUAAACCUCUCCUUGAUCCCAUUUUAUUUAAGUGUUUCUGCCUUAUUUACAGUUGCAUCUGACAAGGCUGCAGGCGGUUGGCGUAGACAAGCAGCCCGACUGGUCUCGUGUCCGCGGCUGCGAGGAGGAGGAGGAGUCUCCAGUUAAUCAGUGGGUAGCAGCGGCUCAGGGAACAGAGCCGGUGGUUUUAGUGUUGUGUUGGCGUGUGCGUGGUCAGGAGGUUGUCUUUCUUUCAUGUGUGGACACUGGGCAGGACCAGUGACAUUUUAGCGUGGCUUGAGCCAAAGAUCUUCGUCUGUCUUUGAAGACACAACCAAGUGUUUCACUCUCACCUCCUGCAAGAACGUAGAAGUCAUCUUGGCGCAUGUGCUACCCAGCUUAUCUAUCUAUGAUAUGGACUUUACUCCAUAUAUAUAUCUCUCUUUACUUGACCACUCCAUUAUACUAGAUAACAAAUACAGAAUGCAUAAGUACAGCUACUUGCUUUAGGAUCGGUAAGGUUUGUUUCAGGCGACCUACAACCUGAGACGUAUCAGAAAUAUUACCGCAGGAUUUGACGCAGCCGAACAUCAUUCUUUCUCCUUUAGGUGGCGUCUUACUGUGAUUAAAGCACAAGUGGAUCGCAUGCGAUAAAUCCUCUAAGCAUGGGCCUGUUUACCCUGACUACAGUACCUAUGGGACAAGUAAGAUGAUGCUACCCUGCUUACUAACAGCUGAUCUAAUAUUGAUUCUUUGCAGAAAAUAAACAUUACACAUUGAGAAACUGUCAUUAGUGCGAAUGGCAUGAGAUGACGUGUAGGGAAUAAUCAAAGGAAACGUUAGUGUGGAUGAGGUCUGCUUCGUUCCUCUUCGAGGGAUUUUUAACGGCAGUAGGUGAUUUUGUGUCUAUUGGUCCUGUGUGGGGCAUGGGGUUAACUGAACUAAUCCCUUGCUUUAAGCCUGUUGUAAUAGUUGAUCUCUGUAUGAGUUGGAUUUGCUGUGUGUUAAGUUAGUCUGUGGAUUUCUUGUCUUAAUGUUUUCAUCUGCAGGGAUUGGGGAGGACGUCUGAGACUUUGUUCGGCAUUUUGGAAAAUGCACCUUUUUGCUUUCUCGCUAAAUAUAAAAAAAAAUGAUUGCUACCACAAUUAUAUCUGUCUGCAAAGUGUGAUGAAGCUUAGCAUAGACCGGAUGGAUUCUGCCUCCUGCUCACAAAUAAGUGUUUCAUUCAUAAACCGUUUGUAUGGUAGUGAAACUGACGAGCUUCAGAGGUGCUGUUAGGCAGACUGAGUAAUGCUAGCUGUUUUCUGUAGUGUAAAACUGUGCGUUGUCAAUCUCAGCGAAGAAAGCAAAUAAGUAGAUUUCCUAAAAAUGUCAGUUUCCCUUUAAAUGGUAUUGCUGUGCAUUUCGUUUAAUCAGUUAUUUCCCACCGCGCUGACCUGCCCAACAAAGAUUUCUGCACAUUGUAGAAAUAACUCAAUGUAUUAAGGUUGAAGUGUAGUAGGUCAUGCUUGCUGUUCAGAAAUUAAAACAGACCCACGGGUGGAUAGCGCUUAUUUUACAGAAGGUUCUAGGUUUCACAGAGAAUAUAUUUUUACGUUUUCGCCUAUAUUGCAGUCAAAAGAACAGUCUUGAUUUUUUUUCAUCAUGCUGCAUUUUUCCUAUCAGUGUUGUAUCGAUUUUAAGACUGACAAAAAGAAGCAAUUUCUUUGUUGUGUAUGCAACGAUAGAAUUUAUUCUGAAGAUGUGUGAGUCUUUCCUGUACAUAGUUUAACCUUUGUAUAUAUCUUUUUUGGUUGUGAUCACCUCUGCCUUUUAGUUUUCUUGCAGGCGUUGCUAUCUGCACUGUGCUUGGAUUUAGACAGGAUGUACAGCUUUGAUCCUCAAUGAUAAAAUAAGAAUGGUAAA
This is a messenger RNA of Gasterosteus aculeatus aculeatus (three-spined stickleback), 4718 nucleotides long. RefSeq names its product potassium voltage-gated channel subfamily A regulatory beta subunit 2a (gene kcnab2a). The record is from RefSeq and is a predicted model, not a curated record. Gene Ontology annotation, molecular function: transmembrane transporter binding; potassium channel regulator activity; voltage-gated potassium channel activity. Gene Ontology annotation, biological process: regulation of potassium ion transmembrane transport; potassium ion transport; transmembrane transport. Gene Ontology annotation, cellular component: juxtaparanode region of axon; cytoplasm; voltage-gated potassium channel complex. Lineage: Eukaryota; Metazoa; Chordata; Actinopteri; Perciformes; Gasterosteidae.